This is a messenger RNA of Ictidomys tridecemlineatus (thirteen-lined ground squirrel), 924 nucleotides long. RefSeq names its product olfactory receptor 2J3. Lineage: Eukaryota; Metazoa; Chordata; Mammalia; Rodentia; Sciuridae. Gene Ontology annotation, cellular component: membrane. Gene Ontology annotation, biological process: G protein-coupled receptor signaling pathway. Gene Ontology annotation, molecular function: olfactory receptor activity; G protein-coupled receptor activity. The record is from RefSeq and is a predicted model, not a curated record.
AUGAUGAUGGCAAAUAAUGCAAGUUCUGAAGGCUAUUUUAUUUUACUGGGGUUUUCUAAGUGGCCUCACCUGGAAGCAACACUUUUUGUGCUUAUCUUGAUAUUCUACUUGAUAACAUUGAUAGGCAACUUGUUCAUCAUCAUCCUGUCACACAUAGACUCCCAUCUCCACACUCCCAUGUACUACUUCUUAUCAAACCUCUCCUUUCUGGAUCUCUGCUAUACCACAAGCUCCAUCCCCCAGCUGUUGGUGAAUCUCUGGGGCCCAGAGAAGACCAUUUCUUAUGCUGGUUGCUUGGUUCAACUCUACUUUGUCCUCGCUCUGGGAACCACAGAGUGUGUGCUUUUGGUGGUGAUGUCCUAUGAUCGUUAUGUAGCUGUAUGCAGACCAUUGCAUUACACUGUCAUCAUGCACCCUCGAUUCUGUCACAUGUUGGCUUUGGCUUGUUGGGUAAGUGGCUUUACUACCUCAGCACUUCAUUCCUCCUUUACAUUCUGGGUACCCCUGUGUGGACAUCACCAGGUGGAUCACUUCUUCUGUGAAGUUCCAGCAUUGCUCCAAUUAUCCUGCGUUGAUAUCCAUGCUAAUGAGCUGACUCUCAUGGUGAUGAGCUCCAUUUUUGUUGUCAUACCACUUAUUCUCAUUCUCAGCUCCUAUGGUGCCAUUGCCAAGGCUGUACUGAGGAUGCAGACAACUACUGGACUUCAGAAAGUCUUUGGGACCUGUGGAGCCCAUCUUAUGGUUGUUUUCCUUUUUUUCAUUCCAGUCAUGUGCAUAUAUCUCCAGCCACCAACAGAAACUUCUCAAGACCAAGGAAAAUUCAUUGCUUUGUUUUAUACUGUUGUCACCCCUAGCCUCAACCCUCUUAUCUACACCCUCAGAAACAAAGAUGUAAGAGGGGCACUUAGAAGACAGAUGGGGUGA